Colias croceus (clouded yellow) is the source of this 1344-nucleotide messenger RNA. RefSeq names its product NSFL1 cofactor p47 (gene p47). The transcript is spliced from 9 exons. The record is from RefSeq and is a predicted model, not a curated record. NCBI's taxonomy places the organism in Eukaryota, Metazoa, Arthropoda, Insecta, Lepidoptera, Pieridae. The coding region runs from base 160 to 1329 and encodes 389 amino acids. Gene Ontology annotation, biological process: nuclear membrane reassembly; Golgi organization; proteasome-mediated ubiquitin-dependent protein catabolic process. Gene Ontology annotation, cellular component: nucleus; cytosol. Gene Ontology annotation, molecular function: ubiquitin binding.
CAAAAACGCCGACGGCCGAUGACUUGCGUUGAUUACCUACCUACUGAUUAGUUUUGAUGUGAGUUUUUCAUGAAUAGAUUUGAAAUAGAAAUAUUUUUAGUUGAUUAAUAUUGUAAAAUCGAUUCUAAGUAGGUUUAUAACGUUGCUAAACCGUUAAACAUGGCUUCAAAUAGGGAAGAAACGAUGCGUCAAUUCUGUGAUGUUACGGGCGCCGAUGAAAAUCGCAGUAGAUUCUUUUUAGAAUCUUCUAAUUGGCAACUCGAGGUUGCCCUGUCAAGCUUUUACGAGAAUGGUGGUAAUGUAGACGAGGCUCCAGCCAACGCACCGGCGGUGACUGCGUCUCCACAACCUAUGUCAGAGAGCGACAUGGAUUCGCCACCGGGAUCACCGGAAAAGGCUCAGAAAAAAGACAAGAAAAAGAAAACAAACACAAAAUUUGCGACGUUAGAUACUUUAGAACAGGACAGCUCUAGUGAGGAAGAUGAAGGCCAAGCAUUCUACGCAGGUGGUUCAGAGAGGUCAGGACAACAGAUAUUAGGCCCUCCCGGCAAAGGGAGGAAGGACAUUGUCACAGAAAUGUUUAAGAGCAUUCGCGAACGCGGUGCUGUUGUUUUUGAAGACGAACCAUCGUCAACUAGCCGCGGUCGUGGUGGCGUCUUUUCUGGAGCUGGAUACAGGCUUGGUCAAACAGCAGAUGAUCAUGAACAAGUUACGCCAGGCGGAGCAGCACAGACGCAAGACCAACCACGUUCAGUACGUCUCCGUCUAUACAGAGAAGGUUUCACCGUUGAUAACGGUCCGAUACGUCAGUAUCAAGAUUCGGAAAAUUCCGAGUUCCUCAGCUGCAUUCGAAGAGGUGAAAUACCCCCUGAGCUAUCAGGCGGUGGUGAGGUUCGGGUGAGUCUCGAGGACAGACGGCACGAAGAGUGUCCACGUACAAUGUCCAAGACGCAGGCCUUCACUGGCAAGGGACAUUUGCUUGGCAGCCCGACCCCAGCGACAGUGGGUGCGACUGUACCGGUAGCUGCCCAACCCGGCGACCGCUCGGCCAACCAGCGCGCAGCACAGCUGGCCGUGCGCGUCGACGAGACCGCGCCUGUCACCACUGUGCAGUUUCGCCUGGCAGAUGGCAGCCGUCUAACCGGCAGGUUCAACCACACGCACACAGUGGAGGAUCUCUACCAAUACGUGUCUACAGCUGAACCGAGCUAUCAAAUACAACCGUUCGUCUUACUAACAACGUUCCCGAGCGUGGAACUAUCGGAUCGCUCUAUAACGCUAGGGAACGCUAAACUGUUGAACACCACUGUAUUACAACGGCUUAAAUAAAUGAUUGAUAUGUGA